AUGUAUAACCUUCUGUCCAAAUUUUAUAUAUUCUCCCUUUUUUUAAUAUGUUGGAAAUGGGAGCAUUCUGACAAUGGGAAUCCACUGGGAAAGAAGGGAUUCCUCGAUAAAUCAUUUAAUAAAAGGGUUGGACGAUCACUUUUUCAAAGGCAACAUAUUGCAAAAAUGUGUCCUGAUAAUGUGACGGAGGCGGAUGUACAAUAUUAUGAAAAUGAUUUUGUGGAUCAUUACGAUGAAGAAAUGUAUGAUGAAUCAGCAACAGAAGAUAAUGUUGAUGAUUCGAUCAGUGAUAUGUAUAGUAGCACAAAUGCUGAGAUAGAGUAA
Messenger RNA from Plasmodium coatneyi, 324 nucleotides. RefSeq lists its product as uncharacterized. The record is from RefSeq and is a predicted model, not a curated record. The transcript is spliced from 2 exons. NCBI's taxonomy places the organism in Eukaryota, Apicomplexa, Aconoidasida, Haemosporida, Plasmodiidae. Bases 1 to 324 code for a protein of 107 amino acids.